Molecule: messenger RNA, 5122 nt
Organism: Dufourea novaeangliae
Lineage: Eukaryota; Metazoa; Arthropoda; Insecta; Hymenoptera; Halictidae
Exons: 8
Coding region: 392-4975 (1527 amino acids)
Cellular component (GO): nucleus
Source: RefSeq, a predicted model, not a curated record
CACAUGUACAGAUAUGUAUGUGAAUUGUAUGUAAACAGGUGUAUCCACGUAUGUAUAUGUAUAAACGAACUCGUAGGAUAGGUGCAUGUCCAGAAAUGAAGCGCAGGCAGCAGGAUCGAUAAAAGAGGAUGAUCGCGGGGACGGGGUGCGUGGAGUAUAGGAAAGGAAAGUAGAAUAACGAACAAGCAGAAGGGAAAUAGAUGACGCGCGUGGUGGGUGCGAGAGGUUGCGUGGUUGUUCGGGGUAGUGUGCGGCGAGGGUGGGUGGAGCGGGCGGAGUGGGCGGCGGUGGUUAGGCGGUGAGCAUAAAGAGGAUAGGAUAAUAUCGGUGCGCGACCUCCGCGGUAGCUUCAAGUUCGCCGCUUUAAUACCGGCGGAUCUAUGAUGUAGUGAUGCCGAAGAAAAGUACAAGACAUGCGAGAGAGUUGGGGUCAACGAGAAGUUCUCAUGAUAAAGCCAAUAAUCCUGGUGUUGUGCCGGAACAGGAAACCAGACGAUUUCGCACCGUUCGCAUCGGCCUUACCAACGGCAAGCGUUGGUCGUCUCUGAAAAAACGCUUGGCUCUGUCAACGGAUGAAGAUGUUGCGGUUUAUCUCCUCGAUCUUGCCGAAUCCGCUUCCAGUGGCAUGUGCAAUGGUGAAGGGGAAGGAGAAACAGAUCAGACAAGGAAGAACAAAACGCAAACGACGUCGACCGGUGUUCCGAUAGAAGAAACACGGGAAUCUGUGCGUCGAAGCUUAAGAAAACAAAACUACAGUGUUGCUACUGAACUUGAAAUAUCCUCUGGGAAUACAGCGUUAACAACUGUGUCAAAAGAUAUAGAGUUACAUACUCAAUGCAGUACGAGAUCCAAACAUCACAAGAAUAAAGUUAAGCAUCACAAAGAUAAACGAAGAAAGAAACGACAUUUGAAAACUAUUGAUGUUGUUGUGUCGAUAGGAACUGUAAAGCCAUUAUCAAAUGAUACGCUGUCAGGUGAAGAGGGAUUACUUCCCAAAAAGAAAGGUAAUUCUAGACUCAUACGUAAGAACAGUAUUGUGACAAACUUGGAAGAUAGUCUUCAGGUUACCACUGGAGGAGUGGGAUCUGUUUUGUUAAAGACUGAACAUGUAGAUAAUAUAGAAUUCAUAGAGAAUGUAAGUACAGAUAAAAAUACCCUUUACUCUGACAUCAAAGAUGCGGACGUGGAAAAUAUUAUAUCCAUUGGUACAAAGAAAGAAUCAUCAGAGUCAAAUAGUUCAGUAAUAUCUCCUGCUGUUAAACAUAAUUCUAGCGUAAUGCUCUCAGACCAAAUGAUAAACACAUCGGACACAACUUCUCGUAUCGAAGAUGCAAAGUUAGAAGACAUAGAAGACGAGGAUGGAGAUGUUUUAAGUAGCUCUUGUUAUGUCAGUCAUAGAGAACAAAGUGAUUCGGUUGUAAAUUCAGCCAGCUUGAAUGUAAGCUCAGUACUAGAAACGGACGAUCGAAAAUUAAAGAAAAGACGCAGACGAUUGAAAUAUGACAUGCAAGGGGAAGAGGACGAAACCACGAAGGGAGACUCAUCGGAGGAUCUUGUAGAGGAUUCUGUGCAUAAACAUAGAAAGAGAAGGCAUAAACAUACUGGCGAACACAGGAAUCGUAAGCACCACGACGUAAGGAAAGCGCCGCAAGACGGAAUAAUCGUACAAGACCGUGGAGACGCUUGUUCUUUAACGGACGAUGUUACUGCAGUCUCGAAAUCGCACAGCGAACCAAGCAUUGAAACCUUAAUUUCCGAGCCGCAAAGAGUAGCUAUUAAAAUCAAACUCUGCCAGGAAUGUAACAGUCGUCACUUGCAGGAUGCCUGUCCAUUGAGCGCACCACAGUACGCGAUUCCUGAUUCCAUAUCGUACGAGGAUUGGUUAAAAAGGAACAAGGAGAACACAGAACUAUUACAAGCCGUAAAAUGCGACGACCCCAUGUCCGAGGGGUAUGACCAAACUGGCGAAGAUAAUAUCGAAUCGGACGAUGAUUCUUCGUCGAUGGACAAUUGUAAAGCAAAGACAAAAACUCAGAAGGAGGAAAAGCUGUUGAUUCUGAAUAAUGAUCGACCAUUGUACGCCAGAGACUCUUUGCCCGAUUGUUUGGAAUUAAGGAUUGCCAAUUCGGAACACGGCCUCGGAAUAUAUGCGAAAAGCACUGUCCCGAUGCACGUAAAACUGGGCCCCCUUGUGGGACAGCCAGUGAAGGAGAUGGAUAUUCCUGAUGAUUCUUCUAUGAGACACAUUUGGGAGAUAGGUAACAAUGGUAAAACAUCAUACAUAAGUACCACCAAUCCACUACGAAGUAAUUGGAUCCGUUACAUUAGGCCAGCGGAAACAAAGGAGGAAAGGAGCGUGGCUGUAAUUACGAAGCGAGGGGAACUGCACCUAGUUACUACUCAAAAUAUUGUAUCUGGAACGGAACUGACAUACUGGGCGGAUUCACAAUCUUCGGCUUGGACGAGAAAGAAUAAAGUAGACAAAACGAAUUGCGGGGGUUGCAAUUUGAAUUUCACCCAUCCGAUAUAUUAUCGCCUGCACUGUUGCAUUUUCCAUGACACGAACUACAGUCUGACGAUACGAAAGUAUCAUUGUAAGGUAUGCGGAGCUGCUGUUCUCGGUAAGGACAACAUAAUGAAACACGCGGCAGAAUUGCACGCGGGUCGAGGAGCAUAUCAAUGCCAAUAUUGUAAAAAAUUCUUCUUACGUUUGAAUUAUCUCGAGAUGCAUCGAACAUACGGGUGUGCGCAAAAUCCUCAGCGUUCACGACCGUUGUGCGAUUUUUGUGGACGCAAAUUUUGUCAACCGCAAAAGCUGAAAGUACACAUCAAACGAAUGCACAGCGAUAUGUCGGAGGUCCUCCGGGAGUUUCAGUGUAAGCUUUGCUUGAAACUUCUGGGUUCUCGUGCCGCUCUUCAACGUCACAUGAAAGAAGUUCAUCAUAAGGAUGUAGUUGGUGCCGCGACUUGCGAUCGAUGUGGAAAAAUGUUUCAAAACAAGAGUAACCUGAAAAUACAUAUGUUAACGCACAGCGGUGUAAAACCGUUCAAGUGUAGGAAAAGUGGUGGCAAAGCAGCUUUUACUACGAAACAGUGCUUACAGUUCCAUUAUAAAAAAGUGCACGGUCUCUCGGAGGAGAUGAUGCCGAAGAUCGAACGAUCCGUUGCGUACACUUUCGACGCGUACAGUGGUGGACUCGUCGAAGAUGUCGGCCGCGGGAGGACUCCUCGACCAGGCAGAAAAAAUCAGCAAGACAGCGAUAGCCUGACGUCUUUGGAUAAUGGUAGUUUUGAAGAAAAGUUGAAGACUGAAGCGUCGAAUAAUACAACUCACUCGAAUAUAAUCGAGUGUGGAUCAAAUUCUGUGAGCAAGUACAAAGGGGAAUAUAAUUUACGCGUUUUAACGCCGCCGUUAACGUCGACCGUUUUAGAGUCGUCCGCUUUAGAGUCAACAAUGGAGAACGUUCGUAUAGAAGCGGAUGUGUACGGUACGUCGAGAUUGCAGAGUAAAGGCAGUAAAAAGUGGCUCGGUGAAUUCACUCCUUCGACAGCGUUGAAUGUAACUGUAACGUCGAACACUAUGAUUUCACGUUUGUCAACGACAAGCGUUGUUACCGGAAACGUUUACGAGUUUGAAGACGGGAGAAAGGAUAUGGACGAGAAAACACCACCGUUGUCGACAGAAACAGGGAGAUCACAAAGCGUUCUGGAGGACGGUAAAAUAGGACUUAGCGUUUAUAGAAGAACCGAAAGUGCAAACGCCAGUCUGCUGGUUGAAGCUGCCCUCGAUGCUGCUGAAAGAGAUAUUGGAGCUGUAUCUAGUCCAAUGUUGGAGGAUAACGAUCGCGAUACCAAUCUGUACUCGAUAUCCAGCCAGUUGCAAUCCCCGUUACCUCAAAGAUCACCGAAUCACUUGGAGUCUUAUAUACAGCAACAAGAGGAAUUGAUGUCACCGGCGCCUACACCGGACAGCCGAAAUACUCCACCUUCUCAUUUACACGUUGAUUACCAGCUGCAUCGAUCGGUUGAUUACAUCGGAAGUACACCGAGAGCGCACAUUCAGCAGGAUGAUUUAGUAUCGCCCUCGGAAACACCGAAUUCCAGGUAUCCAGAUGUGCAUCAUCAUCACCAUCAUCACCACCAUCAUCAUCAUCAUCCGUCGGUAUCCGCCGAUAAUUUGUCCAGCGACGAAGGUGACGCCGUGGUGCAAAAUCUUAGCCUUUCCGUGAAAGAAAAAACGAUGCAGUUGGAUCUUUCGACGUCGUACAAAUACGACGUCAUGGACGAAAACUUUCCAAGGGAAAGGUCGAGCUUCGAGCCCCUUGUUUUGAAUGGCGGUGAGCUACAAGGCUUGGAUAUGUCGGCGAGGGGAUUUCAUCACGGUUUCGGUGUACAAAUGCAAAACACUACGAGGUAUCACCAUCAUUUGUAUGAAAUCACGGAAAGACAAAGCGUCGAUCUCAGCAAAACUGGUAGCUAUUCGCUUUCACCACCGCCUCUUUCGGCAGCCUCUCAACAAUCGGUUGCCACCUCUGUAACCGUGACGACACCGAUACCACUGUCACCACCACCGCCUCCUCUAUCAUCUGUUUCUCCCUCUGUCGUGGCUCCUCCGCCGCCACCGCCCCCACCGCCUCCACCACCUGCGCCUCCUCCUCCGCCUCCUCCGCCUUAUCCUCAUAACGAUAUUUUGAGAGUCGUAAGUUUGGAUCUCACUCCUGGCGGUAGGCACACCGUUGAUCUCACCUUGACGAGGUCUCACCAUCUGCACGGGCCUGGAGCACGCGUUAUAACGAGUCCUCAACCGACAGGCUCUGGUGCCCAGCAUAUAGUACCUGACGUGGUGGCCGGUCGAAUUUUGUCUUCCACCUCACCACCGCCACCUUUAUCAGGAUACAAUCCGAGUUACCCCGUGAGCCCUGCACCGUAUCAUCCACCUAGGCCAGCAUACCAUCAUUACACUGGCUAUUAUUGAUAAAUUCAAUCAGCCUUUUCCUGCUCACUCGAGAAGUCUUCGUUAGCGAUUAGUUAGCUUCACCAGUAUUCGUAACUUUUCUCUUCUGUUUUCUUGACUCUCCUUUCUUCUCUGUUUCGCACAAUUGUUUUUCUCCAUGCAAUACUC